Molecule: messenger RNA, 825 nt
Organism: Cylas formicarius (sweet potato weevil)
Lineage: Eukaryota; Metazoa; Arthropoda; Insecta; Coleoptera; Brentidae
Gene: CCHa1
Product: neuropeptide CCHamide-1
Exons: 6
Coding region: 88-576 (162 amino acids)
Source: RefSeq, a predicted model, not a curated record
UGUCCCCCCUAACCAGAGCAACAAGUAGUGCCGCGUAGCCGACACGAUCCCCCUUUAUUUUUUGCCGAUUUUUAUUUUUCCGUCGACAUGCAACCCAAAGUAGCGAUGACCGGGGCCGGCAAGAUGGUCGUCAUCCUAGCGAUAUUUUUCUUCGUCGAGUGCGUCGCCGAAAACUCCGGUUUCGUUUAUCACAGGAGAGGACGGAUCACGAAAGGGUCCUGUCUGAGUUAUGGCCACGCGUGCUGGGGAGCACACGGGAAACGCGGCGGUCACGUCGAGUACUCCGAUGAGUCGCCGAACAAGGACGAAACGCGGGCGAACCUGUUUCUCUCUAAGCUCGUGAGUCCCAUAGACCUGCUCUAUUAUAGAGGGGCAUGGAACGCGGACAAGCAGUUCAAGAGCGACGACGCCUCCGAAGAACUAUCACGUGACUUAGACAAGGAUCCCGCGAAAAGCGACCGGGCGGAAGUGGAGGCGUUCUUUGGCGGGGCGGCGAGAGGCGGCAGGCAGACGAUCGAGGACAUUUUGAAAAACGACAAGUUUCUUGAAAAGCAAGAUGGCGGCCGCCGCGUCUAGUUCGGCCGCCGUUUCGAGAUUUUCCCUUCCCGCCGCCCGUAGCCACGCCCCUUCGCCCUACAAUUUUCCUCUCCGCUACUUCGACGUUUGUUUAUCGGGGCUGGAAAAACAAACGGCCAGAAGUUCGGUUCUAGAGAAGAUUUUGUGCGACGAACGGCCCCCACCCCCCGCAAAUGCCGCCACCCUCCGCUCCCCGCCCCCGAAACAGCCAUUAGCGCUAUUUUGUAUUACUUAAUUUUUAUAUAUACA